UUUCUGCGAUAUAAUUCCGGAUAUAUUUGAAAUUCAUUCACAUUUCAUCUCAAGAACUCACUCUCGAUUGCAAAAAAGAACAAGGAGAAGAAGAAGAAGAAGAAGAAGAAGAAGAAGAAGAAGAAGAAGAAGAAGAAGAAUUCGCACUUGCCAUGAUGCUUGGCCGCACAGUGAAGAAGACGAGCAAGUUCGAGGACUCGGACACUGCCAUGGCGAAACCGGCCAGGGCCGUGUUUGAGAUGCCGCACCGGACGUCGCCGCGCGUGCCGGUGCGCGUGAAGAUGGCGGCGGCGGUCGCGGCCGGGUCGGAGCACCACCGCGCUGCCGGCGCCGGCCGAGGCACGUCGCCGCGAAGCCCAUUGCACGAGAAGAAGCCAGCGGGUGGCGGCGUGGCCGGGUCGACGCGGGUGGCGGAGCUGGAGGCGAAGCUGGGGAAGGCGGAGGGCCAGCUCUCCGAGAUGCGCGAGCAGCUCGCGGCGGCGGAGAAGGCCAGGAAGGACGCGCGCGCCGCUCUCGUGGAGGCCAAGAAGCGGUUCUCCAUCAAGAAGCGAGACGUCCCCGGCGCCGCCACCGCCUCUUCGCCGCCUGUCGUCGGAGACGAGGCGGCCAAUGCGCAGGCGGCGGAGCAGAAAUGCGGCGUGGUCUCGCCGGCCGGCGAUGUCCCAGAGGCUGCCACCGCGGUGGGCGACGGCGCCACCCAGGUUGAGGAGACCAAGAACACUGCUGCUGAUGAUGACGUGAACAGCGUCACCGCCAUUAUUGACGAUCUCGAUAGGAACAAGGGAAGCCAGCAGGAGGUCGAACAUCUGAGGGCGAAGCUGAUGGUGAAGGACUCGGAGGUCUACGAGCUGAAGGCGAAGCUGAUGGCCAUGGAGGCCGAGGCUAACGAUCUCCGGGCGAACUUGGCUACGAAGGACAGGGAGCUCGACGAGCUGAGGGGGAAGCUAAUGUCAAAGGACGCUGACAUCGCCGCCGUCGAAGCCGACAACGCGGAGCUCAUGAGGAUGGCGGAGGAGGCCUCCCAGGCCAUGAAGGAGACGGCCAUGAAGGCGCGGGAAACCGAGCACGCGCUGAGGGAGAGUGCGGCGCGGGAAGCCCGGCUCGCCGAGCGCCUGAGGGCGUCGGAGCUCGUGCGGGAGGCCGUCGAGGCCGAUAUGCAGCGCUGCCGCGCGCAGAGCGAGCAGUGGCGCAAGGCGGCCGAGGAGGCCGCCGCGGUGCUCGGCGCGGUGGAGCACAGCGCCGGCGCGCGCGGCGUCCUCGUCGACGUAGAAAAGCGGCGCCACGGAUCGGCUGCCGGCGCUGGCGAGAGGAUGGCCAAGGACACGGACGAACACCAGGGCUCCGGCGGGAAGCGGAAGGCCGGCGCGAGCGGCGGCGCCAUGCGGAUGCUCAGCGACUUGUGGAAGAAGGGGCAGAAGUGAUCGUGUGCGAGAGAUUUGGAAUUCAGAAAUUCAUCAGCUUUAUAUAUGCUUCAGUUUAAUUUACUUGUUUAAUCUUGUUUAAUUUAAGACGUGUUUGGCCAAAAAAAAAGUAAAUUAAAUUUGUGUUUUAAGUGUACUACUGGGUGCCUAGAAUAAGUGAACAUACUGCAUUCUGCAUAAAUAUGUAACAUUAUUGUUGAGUUUUGUUUAUUAUUGGUAUUUAUCAAACGUCCUUUU
Messenger RNA from Oryza brachyantha (malo sina), 1658 nucleotides. RefSeq names its product interactor of constitutive active ROPs 5-like. The transcript has 3 exons. The record is from RefSeq and is a predicted model, not a curated record. Bases 153 to 1421 code for a protein of 422 amino acids. Lineage: Eukaryota; Viridiplantae; Streptophyta; Magnoliopsida; Poales; Poaceae.